Molecule: messenger RNA, 5525 nt
Organism: Hippoglossus stenolepis (Pacific halibut)
Lineage: Eukaryota; Metazoa; Chordata; Actinopteri; Pleuronectiformes; Pleuronectidae
Gene: rps6ka4
Product: ribosomal protein S6 kinase, polypeptide 4
Exons: 18
Coding region: 907-3279 (790 amino acids)
Biological process (GO): protein phosphorylation; intracellular signal transduction; regulation of DNA-templated transcription
Molecular function (GO): ATP binding; magnesium ion binding; protein serine/threonine kinase activity
Source: RefSeq, a predicted model, not a curated record
ACAAUGACUGUUCACGUGACCGACCGUCGCCCAGGUUGUGUCGAAAGCAUCCUGGUGUUAGCAUCCAGCUAGCCUCUGACAAUAAACUCAAAGUAAGGUGUCAAUAUCUCCGUCAUGAGCGAAGCACUAACUCGACUCUAGCGGAGACCGAAGACACGGACCUGCCUGCACGGGCCUUUGCCGACAUGCUCUGACCGCUGGCACCCGGAGAGGACAGUUUACACAGCGGACUAAACCUUAGCUUUAGCCGACGUUCAAACUUUGACGGGGAAACUGCAGCGAUUCGACAGCUAGCUGCUAGUUUGCAAAUGUACUACUACCGCAGCGGUUAGCUAGGUAACACGCCUUGUUGUUGUAGUAGUUAUGCUAACUAACUAGCUCCGCGGCUGUUGACACACUGACUAGUAGUUUGGUUUUUGUCCAAGUAAAUACAGCGUUAAGCGUUUUUACAAAGUGGCGUCCACCAACUUACUGGCAAUGACAGACGCUACGGUCGAGCUGCUAAUGCUAACAGUAGCCAUUUAAAUAGUGGGAGUUGCACUUAAACUCUCAGUCACGAACACGGUUGAUCGAAAUCCUAGAUGAUUUCUCUGAGAGUCGAUUUAUUGUUUUGAUUGUGAACACUGUCAGUGUGAACGACUGCACGCUUGUGUUUUGUGAUUGAUCCAAACACAUCAUGAGAUAAACGAUGCGAAACAACAGAAUGAUAAAGACGUGGGGAUUAACGCCGGGACAGCAAUAUUGUCUAGAAAACACAGCUCGGUAAUCCUCGUGUAUUUAGUAAUGCAGCGGCGCUAGAUUUGUACUGAAGUGCUUAGUGUAGUGUUAUACUUCGAUACAACAUUUGGCCCCUCAGCUGAUCGCAGAUAGGCAGUCUCCAGGCUGUGGUCCACUUUUCAUUGCGUUAUGUCUGGGGACACAUCCAGCAGCAGUGAUGAGUCCGAUUCCAAAACAAGUGAAAAGGCCUGUACCGUCAAGCAUCACAUCACCAAUGCUAACCUCACAGGUCACACUGAGAAGGUCGGCAUGGAGAACUUUGAGCUGCUUAAAGUCUUGGGCACAGGAGCUUAUGGAAAAGUGUUCUUGGUCAGGAAGAACAGUGGUCAUGAUGCAGGCCAGCUAUACGCCAUGAAGGUGUUAAAGAAAGCAGCUAUUGUUCAAAAGGCCAAGACAACAGAACAUACCCGCACUGAGAGGCAGGUGCUCGAGCACAUCCGCGAGUCUCCCUUCCUGGUCACGCUUCACUAUGCCUUUCAGACACAGAGCAAACUACAUCUCAUCCUGGACUAUGUGAGCGGCGGGGAGAUGUUCACUCAUUUGUACCAGCAGGAUCAUUUUCCUGAGGAGGCGGUGCGGAUUUAUAUUGGGGAAAUAAUCCUGGCUUUGGAGCACCUGCACAAGCUUGGGAUCGUGUACCGAGACGUCAAAUUGGAAAACAUUCUUCUAGACAACGAAGGCCACGUGGUGUUGACAGACUUUGGACUCAGCAAAGAGUUUCUGGAGAAAGAGAAGGAGAGGACCUACUCUUUCUGUGGCACCAUUGAGUACAUGGCACCUGAAAUCAUCAGGGGCAAGUCGGGGCAUGGCAAGUCGGUUGAUUGGUGGAGCCUUGGGAUCCUGAUGUUUGAGCUGCUGACAGGAGCGUCUCCCUUUACCUUAGAGGGAGAGAGGAACUCCCAGAGUGAAGUGUCAAAGCGUAUUUUGCGCUGUGAUCCACCGUUCCCUUCGAUGAUCGCAUCGACUGCUCAGGAUCUGCUGAGGAAAUUGUUGGUGAAAGAUCCCCACAGGAGACUGGGCUCCGGGCCGCGAGGGGCUGAUGAUAUUAAAGCACAUCCCUUCUUCAAGGGACUGAACUGGGCUGACCUAGCAGAGAAGAAGUUGCCAAGUCCAUUCAAACCAGAGCUGAAGAGUGAACUGGACGUGGGAAACUUUGCAGAGGAGUUCACUGGGAUGGAUCCUGUCUACUCCCCGGCGAGCACACCACCAAGCACGGGCCGCCUGUUCCAGGGCUACUCCUUCAUUGCUCCAUCCAUCCUCUUCAAUAAAAACGCAGUCAUGGGAGACUUUGUCGAAAGCCAGAUUGGUGCUGAUCGACCAGGGUCGGCCUCUGUCCAGCGCAGUGCAAUGUUAGAGGAAUCACAGUUUUUUCACAGCUAUGAGCUGUGUCUCCACGGGCCACCCUUAGGCGAGGGUAGUUUCUCUGUGUGCAGGAAGUGCAGACACAAGCAAAGUGGAAACGAGUAUGCCGUGAAGAUUGUGAGCCGCAGAAUGGAGGCAAACACUCAGAGGGAGAUUGCUGCUUUAAGGCAAUGUGAGGCUCACCCCAACAUUGUCAAGCUACAUGACGUCUUUACUGAUCAGUACCACACAUACUUGGUGAUGGAGCUGCUGCGAGGUGGCGAGUUGCUUGAAAGGAUCAAGAGAAAGAAACUUUUCGGGGAGGCGGAGGCCAGUCAGCUGUUACAGAGCCUGGUCUCAGCUGUCAGCUUCAUGCACGAGGCCGGAGUCGUGCACAGAGACCUCAAACCAGAGAACGUGCUGUUUGCCGAUGAGGGGGAGGACUCUGUGCUGAAAGUAAUAGACUUCGGAUUUGCCCGGCUGUGCCCUGCAGGCAGUGCCCCCCUGCAGACCCCCUGCUUCACGCUGCAGUACGCUGCACCUGAACUUUUUGAACGCGCAGGAUACGACAAGUCCUGUGACCUCUGGAGUCUUGGAGUCAUCCUGUACACCAUGCUGUCAGGCCAGGUGCCAUUUCAGAGUGAGCAACGGGGAAUGACGUCAUCGUACGCUGCUGACAUCAUGCAGAAAAUAAAAGAAGGCGAUUUCUCAUUGGAUGGGGAGGCCUGGAAAGGUGUAUCAGAAGACGCUAAAGAGCUUGUUAAAGGCCUAUUAACAGUGGAUCCAGAGAGUCGUCUCAAACUUUCUGAUCUGAAGGAGAACAGCUGGCUGCAGGGUGGCGCAUCCAUGUCCACUACUCCGUUGUGCACUCCAGAUGUGCUGGAGUCCAGUGGGCCCACCGUUCGCACCUAUGUUAAUGCUACCUACAAGGCUUUCAACCGCGGUAAGCGAGAGGGCUUCUUUCUGAAAAGCGUAGACAAUGCUCCACUCGCGAAACGACGGAAGCUGAAGAUGACGAGUACAGGCGUCGAGACCCGAUGGAGCUCAUCCUCUUCCUCCUCCUCUUCUUCCACGUCGUCCUCUGCCUCUGCCACUGCCUCUGCCGCUGCAACGGCGUCCAAAGUACAGCCAAAACAAACUGUGACCCCGAAGGAGAGCUAGCCUGAAUGGCAGCAGAGAGAAGAGCUGGGAAACGAAACGGUAUGUGUUUACAAUAACGACAUGAAGUCCUCCGGGUUGUGAUUGGCUCACUCACUUUCAGAAAACAUACCAAUAAAACCAAAAGACUGGUUAAGGUUAGUGUUAAGGUUUCAAUACAGAAUUGAAUUCCACAUUUUACCAGUGUCAUAUUUUCCCCAAACCGAGCAUGUAUUGUCCUCUAGUGGACGGAGAAGAAGUUAGAGGAGAUUUUAGAGGUCUAGUUUUCUAUCUUUGAGAUAUACAGAAAUCUGUGGCCUUUUGACCAAUUUACACUUAUUCAGUAUUCUCUCACCAUAUUUGGUGACAUCACACACUAAAAGUUAAAAACGAGACAUUUACCUAUUUUCACUGUGGGUAAGAAACAGUGCCUGGCUUUAUAGGGUUAAAGGGAAAAAGGAGCCAUAAACGAGCAGAAGCCAUAUUUAAGCAGCGAAGCAGUGAAUAUAUGAAUUGAGCCGUUGUGAUUACACAUGCAUUUGCACAAAGCAAAUAAGCGGUCCUUCCAGGAAUUUGCUAACCUAAUUCCUUGAUUGUAUUUUUAACUUUGCCACACGUACAUUGAUCGGCAGCAAAAUGUGGUGUGCCUCAUGUGGGCACUCUUCUGCAACAAAUAACAGUUUUGUGAAAACUGUUUAGUUGCUUUUUAUUUAGUUUGGGCAUAAAUAUAGCACUUUUUGUGGAGGAUGUAAAUAUAAAGGAUCAAAUUGUAAAAAGAAAAAAGCAAUUUUCUGGAAGGACUGAGCACAGAGGGAAAUCCCUGUGGUCUGUCUACACCUUUAGAGAUUUGGCAGGAUGCAAAAAAAUCAUAGUCAAAGUCUUCUUAUUAGUAUUUGAUACAGAUUCCAAUGUGUGAUGAUCUGUAGUCCAGAGGAUUGCACCUCCAGUACACGACCAACGCUGCAGCUCCCACUGAACGCAAUGAUAGAUGGUUAGUGUUUCAAUAAACCAUCAGAGUUUGAAGUUUUCACAGAACCGACCAGGUGUCCAACAGUAGCAGCUGUAAGAACACACAGAGGCGGUCCUGAAUCUACAGUGUGAUUUUCCUUGUCAUACUUUGCUGUAAAUUACUUGCAUCAUCGUGCUGGUCUAGCAUGCUAAUCUCUCGUGAUGAUCAACUAUAAGAAUGUUUUUCUAUAUUUUUUGGUAUCUCGGGCUUACUAAGGAAAUGUUACCCAGAAUGUUUUUAAUGCUACGAAGUGCAGCUCUAGUGGAGUAAAAUCCAUUCUCGCUGAUCCUGAGUGUACACCGCCUUGGGCUUGUGAAUUUUAAAAGGGUGUUUCAGUUCUCCGCUGGUCCGUCAGACCAGCACCACAUGCCGCUCCCACUAAUACCAUCUUAUUCGAUACAGUGAAUUACUUGCUCCCGUCGAUUAAGCUCAGCUUGGGCUGCAAACGUCACCCAUUUGUCUUUUUACAUAAGUGGUUUUAAAACGUCGUAUAGCUUUUGAAAUUCAAAUUGUGUUACAGAAUGAAACGUUUAAUAAAGACUUAACAAUAAAAUGGCUCUUUUCAGACCAUCCUGCGAGGUCUGUUGUGUAAAUACUCAUCAUUGAUUUAAAGCAAAAAACACAACGAUGUAUGUUAUGAUUUGAAAAAUGUUUAAAUGAUAUAUCAGUCUCCUGAUGUAAUUAUGCUUUUAUUGGACGUUUUUUUUCUACUUGUUGCACAGUCAGAUGAUCAAUUAAACACAUUUCAGCUUUAAAGGUGCUUUUACUGAUAUUUAUUACAUGUAGUUGAUUUUAAUGCUGUGGUAAUGGGAUUAUGAUCAUUCGGCUCCUGUUUUGAACCAGCACUGUUUGGGUGGGUGUGUGUGUGUGUGUGUGUGUGUGUGUGUGUGUGUGUGUGUGUGUGUGUGUGUGUGUGUGUGUGUGUGUGUGUGUCACUGGGAGAUUGGUUGUUCUGCUCUUUCUAUACCAGAUGAAGCAUUAUUGCAAGUUGCAGUUUUAUUUUCUUGUCGUUUGCCACCUUUGUCUCUUUUAAGGUAAUUGGUUGUUUGUGUUUGAACAUUUAAUUUUUACUUAUGAACCUGUGCUUUUAUUGGUGUUUAUAUUCUUUUUGAUGUAGUAAAUGAUAUUUUUCCCUUUUUCUUUUGUUGAGGAUUUACUAUUUUACUGAGCUGCACUGUCACUGAUGUCGUAACUGGGAAUUUAUCUUUUGCACCAGGAUUUUGUUUCGGUUGGUGCAAAAUAAACAUUACUUUUAAAUAGA